UCACGUAACCAUUUAUGGGCUUUCUGUCGGGAGUGAGGCCACAUUUUGGGGGCUUUGCACGCUUUUUGAAGGAAGGGAAAUGAAAUGGACCAAAAAUUCAGCUUUCUCUUCACUUUUUUCCGAAAAUAACAAAAAGUUGUCCCCCAAAGGGAUAUGGCCCUCCUCCACACGCCCUUGAGAAAAUUAUUUCUUACAUUCCAUUUAAUCAAAUGUAAAGGACUGAAAUUGUUCCGAUUCAAUGACAUUUGUAGAACCAGACGAUUGCAGCCUCGAUUGUGUGUACGGUUACAUCUGAAAAACAGGAUGAAAUCAAAAAAAAAGCGUUCUGGAAGUAUUUCUACAACACCUGUGAGAAAAUCGCGCAACAUGCCAGAUCAAGACAACCGUGAGCCUAUCGAGAUAAAUGGAUCGACGGUGACUUUUGCACCGUCAGUUGAAACAGAAAGUGAAAUAAUAAUUUCGCAAGAGUUCGAACGUAAAGAAAUGGACGAAUUCAAGUUGGUGUUAAAAGCCCCGGCGUCUGAGUCUGACGUCACGUGGUGGAAGGAUGACAAAGAGAUCUCUUCUGAGUGCAUCGACGACACAGACCUGAAUGAGCGAACCAUGACCAUCCCAAACGUAGAGAUAGACGAUAGUGGAGUGUACCGAGUGAAAGGUCCGAACUUCGACCUGAAACUUAUCCUCAUAGUGACACGAGAAUCAAAGUUCAUCAAUCAGCCACCUCGUUUUAUCGAAAAGAUUGAAAAUCAAGAAUGCAGUCUGCCGUACAACUUCUCGCAGAAACUUUGGAAAAUGGAAUUUUUUAAGGGAGAACAGCUGGAACCUUCUGGGCGCGUCGUUAUAACCAAAUCGGGAGGAAUAAAGAAACUGGUUAUUCACAGACUCGAGGAAUCUGAUUCUGGAGAAUACCAUGCCGUUUGUGGGGAGGUCCCGUCUCGGCCGACGAAGAUUGUGGUUAAAAAGAGACCGUUAUCUGCUGAGGACCCUCACGGUAGAGGACAGGGAUCUUCUGAGCAUCCAGAUGUUAAAGAGUUUCUGAGUGAUGAUUACCUCCUGAAAUUAUCGAAGGAAAUAGGCGCAAAGGAAAGAGAACCCUUGGGCACCCAUCUGAGAAUUAAAGAACUGACUAAUUAUGAAACAUCCCAUCCUAGGAACCUGCAGGGACAGGUUUUCGCCAUGCUUAAGGACUGGAAAUGUGAUACAAUGACUGAUACAAAGAGCGGUGAGAAACAAGUAAGGUUCCUCGGUGAUUGCUUAGCUAAAAUACGACGCGCGGAUUUGAAAUCGACAUUACUCAAAGAUCACAAGUUAGUCGAAAUCAAAAAGUAAAUAAACAGGUAGCAUGACGGCAUGCUACCGUUUCAACUUUUGAGGACCAGAUUGUCACAUAUCCAUAGGAUUUCUAAGACAAAGAAGCUGACAAUUUUAAUUGGUUAUUCAAAAGUCACUUGUCUGGGUUUCCUUUGCGUGGAUCCACACCAGACGGUAUUGCCAUGAAAUGCUUCAGUUGUACCGUGAAACAGUACUGUGUGUCACUUGCGAUUUUCCCUCCACGACUUUUUAGCGAUUUUGAAAUUAUAUACAAUCGUAACUCAACAGGCUAGACUUGAGUUAAGAUCUUUAGAUUAUUAUAUGGAUAAAAUGACACGAGUUCUCAUAUUUUGAAAAGCACAUUAGCCCUUCUGAUGCUAUGCUGGGUAAGUUCCAUAUUUCAAAACUGCGCAUUAAUGCUACGUUUACUUCACUUAAAAACAGAUCUCGUUUUAUUUGAGUUCUUUCUUGUAAUAAAACCUGUGUAUUUGCAGUAUUCUACAGGCACUGCAGAAAGAAGCCCUUUCAAAACCAAGAGGGAAAAAUAAAAAUCAAAGAUAUAGUUGUCAAUUUUAGAGGUUGUGAAACCCUGGAAAUACAUCCCUGAGAAAGCCGCUGGCGGUUAGGGAAUGAAAGCCCAACUAUGUAUCGACUCCAACUUCGAUUCGAACGUGGGCUACGAAAAUCAAGGGCAAGGACAGUAAGUAACUCGCCAGUCUGACAUCCAUGCAUUUCACUGCAGGAAUAAAUCUUAUACAAACACUGACAUAGUAUUAGAAGAUUAUCCUCUUCUGGCCUUUAUUGUGCAUUUAUCACUCGUUGUCACACAAGAAUCUUUGCCCGACCCACGCUUGUCCCGGGGACAUGCGUUAUUAAAGACUGGAGCCUUUUUGUGUGUCCAGGUUUUACCUUGAGUUCUCUUAGUUUAUUUGGGCAAAUUGUGCAAUUUGAAAAGUUAAUGGAAAUUUAUUGUCAGAGUGCAGAAAUUUCUGGAAAGUGUGAGAAACCUAAUCAAAUGUCAUCACCAAGCAUCCACCUGUAGAACACCUGAUUUAUCAGCGUAAUUGCACAUUUUUUUUAAAACACUUUAGCCACUUGGAGUGUUUUUUUACCAUGCAUCAUGAUCAAAUCACAUCGUUUCUUUGUCCUUUAUAUCAGUGUAACCUUGUCUAAUUUCUUUGAUGCCGCUGAGAAAUAUUGGGCUUUUUGAGAAAUAUACAUUCACUGAUUCCGGAUCGUAAGAAUAUUAUUUUGCCUGAUAUUUCAAUCCUGCAGCAGAGGAUAUUAUUAUUCAGCUUUGAUCGAUAUGCAGACUUAAAGUCCAGUCGCAGUGUAGAUUUGUGUAUUCGAAUCAGCAAGAGGACUGCAGCUGUUGGGUUGUAUUAUAUAUUGAAAAUUGUAUGUAGGCUCUAUACAAGUGCAAAGUUGAAACAAAAGACGCUGGACUAAAUUCCAAAGACGUCGGUUUACGUCCAGUGUGGCGGAAUUUUAUUAGUUAAUGUUUAUGCUUUUAAGACUUGUUUUAAACACAUCUGCGUGUUUUAUUGAUCAGGCAUCUAGUUACCCUUUUACAGACCAACGGUGAUGAUUGUUUACGGAUAAUGAUGUGCCCCUGGCUGGCUUAUGUAGAUAGGGAUUGAUUGGUUAUAUGUCGUUUGUAGAUGUCCAGUCAUUCCAGCGGCUUGCUUGUAAGGAUUGUCCAAAUUCUAUUCAAUUUGAGCCGAAGGUAGAGUGAAAGCACUUGUUAUAUACUGCUCAGAUAAGUUCAGUCGUUAAUAGCUGUUAAUGUAGUACUGUCAUUGUAUUUACCCAUGUUAUAAAUGUGACCCUUCAUAAAAAGUUCGCUUUUCGCUUCUAUCGGGCUGGAAUCACCUCACAAUAACCAUCUUAAAUGAAAAGCAGCAACAGACAUUCCGCUCAGUUAAUUGCAGCUGUUGUUACGUUAGCAGGGGUGCAGGCAAGGACGCGGUACUAUAAAUAUUGCAGUGUUACUAAUAAUACGCGUUACCGUCAUAGUUUCAUUUUUAUUUCUUUGAUGUAAAAUAAGAAGUCGUUUGCAAACGAAUGGAAAAAUUGAACUGACUUUGAACGUUUAAAAACCUGCGAAUAUCUCGAAGAAUAUUGUACCCCCUACCAGUAAUAUACAUUACAUUAUAUAGAACUAAAUAUUUUUAUAUACUAUCUACAUAAUUAUAUUUAUAAAUUCCUUCAUAAACGUAAAUUUGUGGUGGGAACUGGGGGGAUGAAUUACCCAGCUGUGGAAAUAUAAAAAGGGGGAGAGAUGCUGACACCACAUAACACUACGGGAGAUGUUUAUGAUACUGAUGUACAUCUGCGCUCCCGCAGAGCCUAACAUUUGAACAGUGUCUUUAUGGAUAUUUUUAAUAGACCUAAAACACAAUGAUGUCGCACAAGGUUUACCGUGGUGCAUUAUGGGUGAAAGGUGGGGACGACACAACGCGCGCUCCCUCUACAACAUCAUGCGCAUUGAAAAUUGUCCAAAAGAUCCCGAGGUCGAGAAGGCUAUGUUCCAAAAUGGUUCACGUUAACUGUUUUAUGCCAUAAACACGCGAACCCCAUAGCUGCAUUUUUCAAGCUUCCACAAGGCCGCAAGUUUGUUCCGUCUGAACUGAUCGCGCGCUGAGGCUCGCACGACUGACGAUUGUGUCCGCCAUCUCUGAUUUCUUAGACUGGUUCUUGUUCCGUGCGUAGUCUUCAGACGGAGAUAUUGAUUUCCAUUAUAAUAGAGAUUAAUGAACGGGGACCAGUCCAUGAUUCCACCCCACUUCUUACCCAGUGGACAGCGGUAAAUAUUGCGAGAUGUCAUUUUGUCCUUUUUCUUUUUGAGCGCCAUAUUGACUACCUCUGAUUACUGGGAAAACCAGUUUUUUUUUUCUCAUCACAAAAACGGGGGUGGGUGAAUCAAUAGCCCACCCCCCACAAGACCUGGGGGAUAUAUACCCGCCCCUCCGCCCAGAGUUCUCAUGUAUUUUAAAGAUACACUGGUACUGUGUGCCUCAGGUUUACCGAGGAAAACUUGAAGGACAAGAUACAGAGAACAGUUUCAGUUAUAGAGUCAGGGAAUGGCUCUGGGGGGGGUUAGGUAUGUAAGCCAGGGUCACUGAGGUGGAAAUUGAGAAAAAGAGCAAUUGUGCCAAACGGAGCCCCCCAACAUCAUGUCGAAUAAGCCCGAUGCCACAUUCGCUUUGGAGCCCUCCCCCCCCCACACCAAAAGCAGAAUACACCGCUGCUCAGGGAAAAUGCAAUCAGGUGGUCCUUUGACGUUUUGAUUGGACUGUACGAACUGAGACAAAAACGUAUAUGCAAAAUCUUCACAAAUUAAUCGAAUUUGAAAAAAGAUGUGAUAUUGUCCCAUUUCAACAAAUUUAAGUCGACGACUCUUUGAAACCAGAACCCGAACAUUUGAAAGGAUUUUAUUCUAUUUUGUGUACAUGCAACAGCGCGGCUGCCAAUUCAGGUAAAGGAUGAUUAUAAACGACAAUUCAUUCAGUUUUAGAGUUGGCAGGAAAACUCCGAAAUGUCAUUCCCGGGAAAGCCCACUGAAUGAAUGAGGUUGGGAGUGAAAACUUAAUCAUCACAUGCUUACCUAGAGGGAAUUGGGAACCUCGGCUAGAAAUACUAUAUACCAGAAAAUACCGAAAAACACAAAAAAUGCCAGAAAACACGGGGGAAAACGCGAACAAAGGCAAGACCAUCGCACAAUUUACUAAGCAGUUUAAAAAUCGAGGCAGGGAGGCAAGGUUCGCCAGAUCGUCGAAGAAAACCAAUUUUGUUCGAGAUUUUUUUUUAAGCAACAACAUUGCCAUCUCAAAUAAAUAACACAAGGAAGUACUCACUUCAGCACUUAAUCGAGACAAUUCAUCCUUUUUAAAACCACUUGUAGAAAUAAUUUUAUAUUGUGUUAUACUAAACUUCCUUGGCAUGGGUCCAUACUAAAAGACAAUGCCAUUAAAGGCUGCAAUAUUACUAGCAAUGUGUGUUACUGUAACAUGCAAAUUUGAUCAGGUGAUGGACAACAGGUUGGUUGAAAAUACUUUUCAAAAACUUGUGUUGCCUUUGGAACUUUUAUGAACUUGUGUGCCUUUUGAAAGACAUUUUACAUAUUUUAAAUAAAUUUAAAUUCUCAAAGUGUAAUUUUUAAAGAAAAUUCUCCUUUUUGAAAUUAUGCUAGUGGAAUUCCAUAUUUCGUAAAUUUGUUAUAUACUGUGUAUUUUAAAGAUUUCUUUUAUGUGCAUUCUUUCUGGUAAUGAAACCAAUAGUUCUUCUAGAAAUCAAGGACACUAUAUAUCUUAAAGGCUUUUUAAAGAAACCUAAAGAGAGAAAUAAGGACUAGCACCAACUUGAAUCCCAUUUGCUGUGAAGAAGAUAUUACCAUUAAUUUUAAAUGUAUAUAUUGAAAACUGUUCCACAUUAUGCUGCUUUUCCGAUUAAUUCUUACGUGUGUAAUAAUGCAAAAGAUAUGUUUCUAAUUAGAUCUGAUAUAUAUAUUUUUUUCUAAUUUCAAUAAGAGUAUUUGAGUUAUAGAAAUGUACAUACAUGUACUUACGAAAUCCUUUUGCUUAUAUUUUCUGCAUACAGGUACUAUGAGAAUCUGGAAAAAAUAUACAUUUACAAGUCAAAGACUUGUCUACCUUUUGUGAUAUUUUACUUUUCUAUAUAGUUUUCAAAAUAUUUAAAGUUGCUGAAUGUCAACAAUUGUUACUAUGUUGUCAACUUCAUACAGUAUGGCCUAUGAAGAAGCUAAGUGCAAGUUUGAAUUGUUUUUUUUUUUUUUAAUUUAUUUUUAUCUUUGAAUAAUUUUAAAAGAACCAAUCAUUGCAUCAUAUCUGGAGACUUUCUGGAAAAAGUGAUUUUCUUGAAGAUUUCACAGUCAGUAGUUUUACCUUCAUGAGCGGGAAAGUCCAUUUUAUGGCACAAGUACUUCAUAUGUGAAUAUGUCCUUGAAACAUGUAUCACUUUGUACUUUAGAGUUGCUAACCAUGUCAGGUACAUUCCAAUCUCUAAUCUAGACACCAUCCAUCAAUGUUGAUCUGGUAUUACUAUGUAAAACGGCACAGGUCAUUUUAAUGGGUGAAGAAUUUUAAAAAAUGGCGUCUGAAUUCCACAUA
Acanthaster planci (crown-of-thorns starfish) is the source of this 6440-nucleotide messenger RNA. RefSeq lists its product as uncharacterized. Lineage: Eukaryota; Metazoa; Echinodermata; Asteroidea; Valvatida; Acanthasteridae. The record is from RefSeq and is a predicted model, not a curated record.